This is a messenger RNA of Seminavis robusta, 2111 nucleotides long. NCBI's taxonomy places the organism in Eukaryota, Bacillariophyta, Bacillariophyceae, Naviculales, Naviculaceae. The record is from the annotation of a GenBank genome assembly.
ACUCUUAUUUAAUUCCUUGCCCUGGUUCCUUGAAGAGCUUUUCGAGACUUCGAGACCAAGAUGAAGGUUCCAUCAUCGAUUUUCACGCAACAACCUAAACCGCUAAACCGGUCCUUAUGCAGACUGCAGUCCACCAGCUAGCCAUCCCAACCGUCGAUCUUGUUGAAGAUGGCUUGAGUUGUUUCUCUCAUCUUCACAAACAUCAUGUCAUCCCCAACACCCACAGAAGAUGCUCCUCAGAUCAUGGACGAAGCGCAUUACAUCCCGUUGAUGGUGAUUGGGACUCUCACGUCCACCCUCUCACUGCUGGGGUCACUCUGUAUCAUCUACAUGGUGUCCCGAGACACGAGGACCAAGAUUGUCCAUCGCAUCUUGUUUGGAAUGAGCGUGGCGGAUUGUCUGACAUCCGCCUGCUUCCUCUUGAUGCCCUACUUGAUUCCCUCGUACAUUGGGUUGCCUGGUGCUGUGGGGAGCCAUGCAUCCUGUUCGGCCAUUGGCUUUUUCUUUCUGGCAUCCAAUAAGAUGGGAUGUAUCUACAACGCCUUCUUGAGCAUGUACUAUUACUUGGUCGUCGUCCGCAAUUGGCGAGAACAUGAUUUCAGAAAUCGACCACAGCUCGAGAUUGUGUGUCACACCUGUGCCAUUGUCACGAUAGUGGCCAUUGAAACGACCGCGGUGGCCACACAAUCCAUCAAUCCGUCUCCCAUGCAAAACAAUCUUUGCAUUUAUGCCGUGUCGCCGUGGGGUUGUAAUAAUGACAAUGAUGAGUGCAGCCGAUCCAACCGGACCACUCUGACUAUCUUUUUGGCCAUUUCGGGAGUGCUCUACGUUUCCUUUUCCGUGGCUGGAUUUGCCUGUACCGUGCUCGUCUGGCUCCAUGUCCGGACGACAUUGAAACGAAGCGGUCAGUAUCGCUUUGAAAAUUCCAUUCGUCCUCCAGCAGAGGAAAGCUCGACGAUUCUGCAUCGAAUGAGCAGUGUGGCCAAUGACACGCUGCGGAGAAUCAGCAUGACAGCAUCCUCCACAGCCUCCUCGGAAGAUCCCAAUGAUGCCAAAAUCCGACAAGUGGCCAUGCAAGCGAUUCUGUAUUCCUUGGUGUGCUUUCAAACCAUUAUUUGGCCUCUGAUCGUCGUCACUAUUUCCAGUGCUCUGACAGACGCGGACAUGGAAGAGGUGAAAUUGACGCCAGGAUUUUACGUGUUAAAGGUCAUGUUUUGGAUCUGCUAUCCUCUACAGGGAUUCCUCAAUUUCUUUGUCUUUACGCGCCCCAAAGUCAAACGAUGGCGGGAAGUAGAACCGAACAAAUCGUGUCUUUGGAUAUUCCGACAGGUGGUUGCGUGCAAGACUCCUACUACGAACAGGUAUACUGGGUCCAGGAUCAGUACCAAGCAUUCACGACAAUUCAAAGUACCAGUGGAACAAUCGAAGCAGCAGCAACAACAACAACCACAACAAUCAUCAGAGCAAGAAGAAGAAGAAGAAGAAGAGAAACCUCAACAGCCACAAUCCGAGGAGGAUGCCUACGAGGAUGACGCGAAUUGAAACAAUAGUUCAACCAGCAAGUCCAGCAGUUAUAUUUGCAUCUUGGAUGCUGACAGCAGUUGGAUUCCUUGAAGACGACGAACCCAUGAGGGGGAAGGAUUCAUUCCUUGAACUACAACAACCAAAGAGCCGAUACGCACUCAAACAAUACGCAACACGUACGAAGCACUUGCUGGCUAGAAGUGUUGCGGGCACUGCGCCAUCAAUCUGCACGUGUCAAUUAUCACACACGGGGACAGUUCUUGGGCUGGGAUCGUGAUGAAGGUGUCUUAUUUAUUAGGAGCAAGAGCUCAAGCUUUUACGACGGGCUGCCACCAAGCCGUCAGAGCCAAGCCUCUCUGACGGCAUCUACCGUUCUCUUCCAAGGAUCCACAGGAGCUCCUGAAAGCAAGGAAGGAUUGCUGAAGCAUGCUUGUCCCGCCCCCUGUUGUUCGCUACGACGUGUUCUGCUCAUGAGAACAAGGUUGACAACUCAACUGUGGGCCCUUCUGAUCGUGCAUACGGUAGAUAACAUUCUAGUCUACGGAAUGCCACAGAAAUAACUUUCAUGCUCGCUUGCCUCUCCCCCA